Rhagoletis zephyria (snowberry fruit fly) is the source of this 1269-nucleotide messenger RNA. The record is from RefSeq and is a predicted model, not a curated record. Lineage: Eukaryota; Metazoa; Arthropoda; Insecta; Diptera; Tephritidae.
AUGGUGAAGGACUUUACGCUGUUCAUGGACAAGCCCGAACUGAACACCUGGGACAGGGUGUGGAACCGCAACCUCUUCGUCACCGGCGGCGACUCCUGGAAGCGCAUCAGAACCAUUGUCAGUCCGACCUUCACUUCGGGCAAACUGCGCGCCAUGCACCUGAUGAUGGAUCAGUGCGUGAAGGUGCUGAUUGGCAAUCUGGAACAGGUCGCCAGCAGUCCGUCAGCAGUGAUCAACGCCAAGGACAUCUUCACUGGCUUCACCAUUGAUGUCAUCGCCUCGACCUGCUUCUCAACAGCGACUAAUGCCACCACAGCAGCAGCGAGCCCCUUUGUAAAGCACGGCGUCGGCCUCUUCAGCUUCAUGCCGCUGAAGACCUUCUCCGCGACGCUCCUACCUCGAUGGUUCAACAGCCUCAUUGGCAAUCGGUCCACCUUUGAUCCGGAGCACUUUGAUUUCUUCGCCAACCUAGUCAAAGAAGUCGUAAGGCAGAGACAAUCGGGAAGUGAUAGUGGUCGUGGAAACGACUUUAUACAGCUGUUGAUUGAUGCCGCCAGGAGUGAGGGGCAAGCUGAAAAUGACCUGACAAAAAGUACGCUUAUCACUGAGGCGGAAAUCAUCGGACACUUCGAAACGACCUCGAGCACCAUCACCCACCUGCUCUUUGAGCUGGCGCACAACCCCGCCAUUGAGGAGCGCCUUCGCGGCGAACUGGAGGCCAAACUGGGCCACUUUGGCAAAGACCAAGUCACCUCCAAUGAGUACUUCGACACGGUGAUGAACCAGCUGCCGUACCUGGAGGCGACCAUCAAGGAGACGCUGAGGCGAUAUCCGCCCCUCAUUCAGGUGGAACGACGCCUCAAGGAGGGCGUGACCGGGUACAAACUGGGCGAAGAGGAGGAAGGCGGCGGCGGCGGCAUUCCCCUGGAGGCGGGCACCUCCGUCAUCAGCUGCGUCUACUCGGUGCACAACAACCCGCAGUACUACCCCCAGCCGGACCGUUUCCGCCCGGAGCGAUUUCUGCCGGAGAACCGGCACCACCUGGUCCCCUACGCCUUCCUGCCCUUCGGGGCGGGACCGAGGCAAUGUCUGGGCAUGCGUUUCGCCUAUCAGGAGAUGAAGCUGCUGCUGGCGCAGCUGCUCAGGCGCUUCAGCUUUGGCCUGGCGGAAGGUACGCCACGGUCGCUGCGAUUCAACGAAGGGUCGCUCUUUCUGACGCCGCAGCCCUUUCAGUUGAAGGUGGUGGAGCGGCUGGUGGUGGAGCAGUGA